Molecule: messenger RNA, 1614 nt
Organism: Dibothriocephalus latus
Lineage: Eukaryota; Metazoa; Platyhelminthes; Cestoda; Diphyllobothriidea; Diphyllobothriidae
Source: the annotation of a GenBank genome assembly
AUGUCCGAACCGUCCACCCGUUCUCCUAAGAAAAUUGGCGGACGCAAACCUCUCAGGCGUCCCGAUAUCCCUUCCACGACGACGCCCGAGAAAAGGAGACACAGUGAGCAACGCUCACCCGAAGUCAGAAUAUGUCGUGAAAACGUGAAAGAUGCCAGGGUUCUAAGGCCUGACCACCAUUUAUACGAUAAAACUCCGCCCGAACAGAGUCACAAGUCACGAAAGCAGAAACGGAUCCAUGCCAGCCCAUCAUCGCACCAAUUUAAACACCGGAAAGAGCAGCUUCAAUCUGAAAAACAAUUUUCUGCACAGAUAGUCUCGAAAGAAGACCAGGAAACGAUAAGUGAGAAAGUGAAAGAGCAGUCAAAAAAGCGAAAACGGGAGAAGAAGCAUCGUCACAACUCCGUAGAUUCAGGAGGGACUACCAGUAAACAGGAACGCAGUCUCGGUGCCAAUGUUGACCACCGUUCUAGACGGCAGAAGAGUUCUUCCCACAGAGGCGAAAAGUAUCGAACCCCGUCAAAAACACAAAUGUCACCAAAAGACGAAUUUGAUGCUUGCUCGUCAUCCGCACAUUCAGAAGGUUCGACACGAUUUUCUUCUCCGCGGGAUUCUCCCUCUCCCAGGCGUCACUGUCAAGAGCGGCAAGGGGAAACAGAACGUACUCGAUUUCCCACAAAUGCGGGCGUCUACCACGCGGCAUCACUUCGUGAGCCUAAGGAACGCGGGGAAAGAUUGAAGCGACAGGAGGUCGUAAUCGGCGUCAGCCCCCCCGCGGUUGAGGUCAGUCGAGAAAAGCCACCGAAAUCCUCACGGAUUACCGAAAGCAGAGAUGAGAAGGCUCAUCGCUUCAAUGAAAACAAGAUGAAGGAGAGGAGUCUUUUGGGAGCAGUGCAACGAACGCAGCCGCUGACAGAAUCACCCUCAAGAUCAUUUCAUUCAGGUACGUGCGAAGAAACUGGAAAUGGCCGGGCUUCAGUAGAUUCCUUGCGAUCGCGACACCGUUUGCAUCUCUCGACUGAGGAGCACUCCUCCCUGAGGCGAGCUGUAAAGUCCCCCAGAGUGCGGCGCAGAUCAAAAGCCAGAGAUGACUUGCUGUCCGAAUCUUCGAGGGAAGGUGAGCCGCAGGUCAGAGACACAGAUACACACUCGUCUGAAUGCAAACGUCGUCGACGUGAUGAGCAAGCACGUACCGGUACGCCAUGUGGAGUCUCAGAGACUACCGAGAGUUCUCAGGCCUCCAAGAAGUCGAAGUCAGUCCGCUCGCGGUCGACAUCCGAGCAUUCCACGGAUCCCUGUAAUAAGUUAGAGCCAGACACAAAGCUUGGUUUUCGGAUGCCGACUCCAGAGCCAUCAUCCGAUGUCCAAUCUCAUCACCAGUCGCCCUCUCCCAAAAAACGCAUUUCAGCGACUGGGAGUUCUAUAGCCACCUCUCUGCUCGGUCUCGUCGACAUGCUAACUGUAGAAGAGACCUCCGACACGGAACUGGAGGCACUUCUUCCUCCCACUAUUCUUUCUGGAGAACACGCCAAGCUCUGUAUGCCAUCGUCCUCCAAGCAGAUUUUGCAGCAACAACAGUCCAAAGACGUUCUCGGUGUCAGCGGACUCUCGGCA